AUGAAAUCUCCCUUCGUGGGUCCCCAUAGGCGUUUUGAUCAUCUGGAAGAUCACAAUGCCCGUAUCCGAAUAUUUGAAUGCAACCUUUUAACAAUUCAUCGUUCAUUCCUUUCUUAUUUAGCCGCUGACUUAUCUAGCUGGUGGAUCCCAUCUGCUGAAGAAAUGCGGGCCCUUUCCCGUCAAGCUCAACGCGUUGCGGCCCUACAGAUCCCCUUCGAGCCUCUACUUAUCAGUCAAGAUUUAGGUUCUCUUAUCUGGAACCCAGCUCCAGAAGCUAACUAUUGUUCUUCCUUUCAACGUCAGUUGUCUCUGCUGCGCUGGGAAUUAUCAGCUUUAGAGAAGCCCAAAAACGACUAUGUAUACGAAAAAUACCACGCACAGCUUUCUGGCCGCCCUCAGGAUCAUAUAUGUCUCUAUCGUUUAGAUGACCAUAUACAGCUCCAUCCUGGCCCUGUAAUCUCUUCUGCUGGUCUUAUUGGUCGAUUCAGCGUGACUUCAUUCCGACCACUUGGUUUGCUGAAUCUAGCGUCACUAGAUCCAAUCGAGGUAGCUGAUUCCGGAGAUGGACUAGUUCAUAGCGUUUAUCGAGUGACAGGAGUUGCCAUUCCCACAGCCUUUACCAUACACUUCACGACCUUCGAGGUGCUAAGAAGCCGCGCCAAGCAGCAUAAUGCCAGUAUUCCUGAUGCACCAACUUAUUUAUUGCCACUCACCUGA
Protopolystoma xenopodis is the source of this 717-nucleotide messenger RNA. The record is from the annotation of a GenBank genome assembly. NCBI's taxonomy places the organism in Eukaryota, Metazoa, Platyhelminthes, Monogenea, Polystomatidea, Polystomatidae.